GAUAAAAGCCAUUCCAGAGCCAUUGGUGGAGGAGGCAAGAUGGGUCGAUUCUCCCUUCCGCUCUUUGUGAUAUUGGGUUUCACACGUUUGGUUGGUGCACAGGUUUCAGGUCAUAUUCCAGAGCCACAGCAGGUGAACUUCAAGUCGACUGACUUCUACAAUGUUUUACAGUGGCGGAAAGGCAGUCACAACAGCAUGAAUGCAGUUUACAACGUGGAAUACAAAAUGUAUGGAGAGAAGCGCUGGAAUAACAAGACAGAAUGCUGGAAGAUUCAUCGCAUGUUCUGUGAUCUAACACAAGAGACCAGACGUUUCAUGGAGCCUCACCUUGCACGAGUUCGAGCCCUUGAGGCCAAUGGUCAAUCAAACUGGGCCAUGAGUGAAACGAUAAUACCUUUUUGGGAAACUGUCAUUGGUCCACCAAGGAUUAAACUCAUACCCAAGGCAAGAUCGAUACUGGUGAAAAUGCUUCCUCCUCGUACGCCCUUCAGAAAGAAAAAUGGCUCCUGGAUUACAUUGGAUAAAAUAUACAAUGGCAUUGAAUAUCUAAUAGAAAUUUCAGACAAUCUGGUGGAAAAUAGAUCCGACCUAUAUACAGCAACAGGCAUCACCUUGAGCGUAUGGAACCUAAAACCAAAAGCGACUUACUGCGUCCGCGCCCAAAUUAAGAUCCUUCUUUUCAGCAAAGUCAGUGACUACAGUGGAAAGAAAUGUGUGACAACAUUUUAGGAUAUCCAAUAAGAAGUCGUAAUGGAAAGGCAACAUGGAAGAAGAAUGUCUGAAUGCACUUUUAUCAACUUCAUGAUCAAAUCAACAAAAGAACAAAAUAUCAAAAAUCGUUUCUUAUUUCUUUGUGGCAAAUGAGCAG
This is a messenger RNA of Leucoraja erinaceus (little skate), 868 nucleotides long. RefSeq names its product interleukin-22 receptor subunit alpha-2-like. The transcript has 6 exons. The record is from RefSeq and is a predicted model, not a curated record. NCBI's taxonomy places the organism in Eukaryota, Metazoa, Chordata, Chondrichthyes, Rajiformes, Rajidae. Gene Ontology annotation, molecular function: interleukin-22 receptor activity; protein binding. The coding region runs from base 40 to 729 and encodes 229 amino acids.